Molecule: messenger RNA, 2413 nt
Organism: Rhipicephalus sanguineus (brown dog tick)
Lineage: Eukaryota; Metazoa; Arthropoda; Arachnida; Ixodida; Ixodidae
Product: serine/arginine repetitive matrix protein 1
Exons: 5
Coding region: 1-1311 (436 amino acids)
Source: RefSeq, a predicted model, not a curated record
AUGCGCUUUUCGAUCACCAGAACUAGCAGCAGCAGCAAUAGUCCCGAGUGGCAGCAGCAGCAGCAAACAGAAGCGCAAGCAGGCCAGGCGACCGCCAUCGAUUCGGCCUCCGGUCCGAAGGUCACGUGGUUCUUGACGGCCGCUGACGAGCCGAUGGGGUUGCACCUCCUGCUGCCCUUGGCCAGCGACUCCCUUUCCGCCGAGCCUGACCUCUCUUCCUCCUCCUCCUCCCUCCAAGCCAUCCGGGGAGGAACCCCCACAUCCCUCGACGAGUCUCCUGCUCCCGUAAAGCAGGGAGGGAGCCGAGGGGGAGCAGCCAUGAGCGAGGCGAGCCCCCGGCGCGAGCCCGCGGUGGGCAGCUCGUCGUCGCUGACGUCAUCGCCUGCUUCCAACGGCGCCAGCAGGCGGACGCCCGUCAUCCGCCUGCACGGCGCGCCUACGCUCUCGCCGCGACCAGCGCCCAAGAAAGGUGGACGUCGUGCGUCCGAGUUCUGCUUCCGCGAACCCCCCGAGUACGUGCACCUGGCCCCGCCGCGGUCGACCGUGUCCACUCCCCCGCCGGGCCGCAAGCGGUCCGCGUCGCUGCCGCACGUGCGCAGCCCGUCGCCCGUGCCGCCGCCGCUGGCGAGAGCCGCGCGGGCUCACCAUGCGGCACAGCAGCAAGCCAGGCAGCAACAAGCCAGGCAGCAGCCCGGCGGCGGAGACGAGGAAGACGACGAAGAGGAACGCCGCCUCGACGAUGACGACGACGACCAGGAGGAAGAGGACGAACAGGCCGACGGACGGGACACGCCUCCGCCGCCCAUGGCCGCAUGCCCGGAGGAAGAGACUGGCGCAGAGACACGUCAGCAGCACCGCAGCCGGCUGCUAGGAGCGGCCACGGCGGACAGGAGGAAGUCGACGCCCUGCCAGCCGAAAUUCCUGCAGUGCCGGAGAGGGAGGCCUUCACUGGACCUUACCGCCGCACAGGCGUCCGGCCACAUUACGCUAGGUAGCCACUUGGAAUCCGAGAUCGCGCGUCGUCGCCACUCGGUGGCCGCGACCGCGGCGGGCGCGGACAAGCCAGCGGCGACCUCGUCCGAUCGGGGCCUCGCGCAGCGCACGCAGGCGGCGACCAAGAACCGCGUGGCCGCCGGCGUGGAUGCCCUGGCCGACGAAGCGGCACGGGCCUCGUGGCUGCGCGAGGCCGAUUCCAGCGACGACGACGAUGACGACGACUUCGACCUCGGUCCGCGCACGGUGACGCCCAACUCGUCGCCCGUCAUGACGACCGCCUCCUCGCUGGCCGGCGCCCGGAGGCCCGUGUCCUAAGUCGGCGGCGACGUAGGCCUAACCGGUGUUUGUUUUCUGGCCAUACGCGGCUUUCGUUUAGGCUGGCUCACCGCGGUGGACACCCCCAAAUAUCUCAGCUUCGAAUUACAGCGCCCAAGCGGCGCUGGAGAGUGUCACCGAACGCUAGAGCUUUGUUCGCGCCCUUUUUUUUCUGUUAACUACGAAGCGAGACGGGAGAGACCGCGCACGUUCAAGCUCGGUGUCUCUGGCACACCUAUGUCUAGCUUUAUUUUGCGAAGACGGGUAGGAUGGCAGGCUACAGUUAUCGCUUUGGAAGAGCGCACAUUUGCUGAACAAAAAUUGAAGAACGUCUUUGCAACUCUUUUAAACGCUUGUGACACGAGACGAGAAACUACUGCUCGUCCAGUUUGUGCGUGAGUCAGAAGUUGUUUUAGGAUUUCUCCCAAUUGGCGUCCUUAACUGAAACCUUCCGUUUCCUUGUGUCUCAUUGUAGACGGGCGGGUAGGGACCAGUUGAUGCUGAGCGUAUUGUUCAUUAGUGUACAAUUGCGGUGCCAGCGGCCGCAAUCAAUACUCUUGGAAAAAGCAGUGGUGUUCCGCCUCUGUUGUUGAAUAGAGUAGAGCAGUGUCCAACACAACAUGACGGAAACGAUAACAAUGCUGUUGGUGUGAAACAUAUAUAUUUAAAAAAAAAAGAUAAAAGCGGAGCGCUAUGCCGCUCUCAGCUCAGCCUUGAACAUGACCGUAGGAAAACUCUGCAACAGCGAGAGCCUUUGGUCGCCUUCAACUCUGCUCAUGUUUGGCACUGAGAUAUAUUUCUUAGGCGAGGAUGUUUCCUGAGCGGUACUGUGUUGUUAUUGAGAAAACGUAUUCCGGCACAUCUUUCAGAGUUUAGAAGACUGUUUACGCGUCUGAGAAGCUGCGUUUGUGGCGAGGUAUUUCCGGCGUAAGGAUAAAAAGCGCGGUAAAAUGAGCGAAUGGGACGAUAGGAUAUCAUGUCGAGUGCACAUAAAUGCUCGCAACAGUGACUGCUUGCAUAUAGCUAAGCGUGCCGUCGCUGGAACAGCAUGGUAUUGAUACUGGUGAUAUGUAUACCGAGGAGCUUCUUAAGUGAUAAUGAC